GGAGAAGGGUGGCAGCUAAUGAAGAGGAACUGAAACUCGAAUUUCACCCGACAACCAGCUAGAGAAAAUGGGGUCUGUUGAUGAAUAUCAUAUCCAACAAAUAAUUGUCAACAUGCCAGAAAAGAUUGAACCUGCCCUGUGGCCUGAUCAGUGUUGUAUCUACAAUGUUCCUGCUAGUCUUUUUCAUGUGAAAGAAGAUGCCUAUACUCCUCUAUUGAUCUCAAUUGGCCCUAUCCACCAUAACAACCAAAAACUAAAGGAAAUGCAAAAGCAGAAACACAGAUAUUUUCUUUUCUUUUGGGAAAGCCUAGUGAACAAACAUGAUUUAGUGCACUAUAAAGCCUUCCUUGAACAAGAAGAGCAAAAAAUACGCCAUUGUUACCAAAAGAACUUCUCUGAAAUCAGUAAGGAAGAAUUUGUGGAAAUGAUACUGUUGGAUGCUGUGUUCAUCAUGGAGCUAUUUUUUAGGGAAAAAAAACUGAGGGAAACAAAACGAUGUGAACACAAGGAUGAUUAUAUAUUAACUCAACCAUGUGUUAGCAAAAGUAUCCAGUGUGACUUGUUGCUGCUUGAAAAUCAGCUUCCAAUGUUUGUGUUGGAAAAACUAUAUGGAACAGUUGUCCCAUGCAAUGUCAAGAAGCAUACCACAUUUGUUGAGCUUGCAUAUGAGUACUUCCAAUCUUGUUAUGCUCAUCAGGUAUCUUCAGAGAGAGAAUCUGAGCCAAAGAAGUGGGAGAACUCACUACAUUUCACUGAUCUUGUUAGAUAUUCCUAUCUCCCCAUUGAACUGAGCUAUGACAGUGACAGUGAUAAAAACAAGCAAACUUGUUUUCUAAGAACAGCAACAAAGUUGAAUGAGGCUGGGAUAAGCUUUGAGAAGGAUGAUAAUAGACGCUUGCUUGACAUAAAGUUUGAGAAGAAGCCAUUCUUAAGCUUGUUUCUUUGCUUGGGAUGCUUGCCACACUCCAAGUGUUUCAAAGCUCGAUUUCUAUUCCCCAUUUUAAAAGUAGACCACAGAACAGAACGUGUUCUUAGGAACCUAAUAGCACUUGAGCAGUGUCACUAUCCUGAGGAGCCUUACAUUUGCAACUAUGUUUCUCUAAUUGAUUCUCUUAUUCAUACCAAAGAUGAUGCAGAGUUGCUGGUUGAGAAAGAAGCUAUUGUCCAUGAACUGGGAAGUGAUAAGGAAUUGGCAAAUCUGGUUAACAAUCUUUGCAAACAUGUGGUGACAAAUUCAAACUGUUACCACCAAAUUAUGAAAGAUAUUGAUGAACACUACAACAACAAAUGGAAAUGGGCAAUGGGUACAUUCAGGUGGGUGUACUUCCGUGACCCUUGGAGAAGCAGUUCUACUGUAGUGGGGAUUGCUGUUCUAAUAUUCACCAUCUUCAACUUUUGUCGUGUAAUUCAGCUUAUAUUUUAGUUAUUUCGGAAUUAUUUAUUGAAUCACCU
Messenger RNA from Gastrolobium bilobum, 1452 nucleotides. RefSeq names its product UPF0481 protein At3g47200-like. The transcript has 2 exons. NCBI's taxonomy places the organism in Eukaryota, Viridiplantae, Streptophyta, Magnoliopsida, Fabales, Fabaceae. The record is from RefSeq and is a predicted model, not a curated record. Bases 68 to 1423 code for a protein of 451 amino acids.